GAAGCCUAAGGCUUCGCGAACCUCGAACCCCGGCAGAAUUCGACAACUCAUCUAUACCUUUAUCACACACAGAUGCUGAUAUGAAGCUACGAGCCCAUCUUCCUGUUGACAUUAUUCGUUCUUCAAAUCCACUCGCUGCCCUCGUAAACGAAACUCUCACAAGAUGACAAAAAUUGCAGAGGCGCCAUCUCCUGUAGUCGAGGAGGCCAACAAGAGGCCGGGUGCAUCAUGGAAAAAAGUCGAAGAGCAUGUCAUCCCAAAAAAUCGCUUGGGCAUUGUGUUCUUGGGCUUGAUGUGUACCAUCUUCUUGGUAGCUUUAGAUCAAACUAUCGUUGCGACCGCCUUGCCCACAAUUGUAGCAGAACUUGGAGGAGGCAAGAACUAUAGUUGGGUGGGAAGUGCUUACAUGUUGGUGUGCGCCUCUUUGAGCCCGCUAUAUGGCAAGCUAUCCGACAUUCUAGGGCGUAAACCCAUGCUAUAUGGAUGCAUCUUCAUGUUUUUGAUUGGUUCAGCGCUGUGUGGUGCAGCUCAGAACAUGACAUGGUUGAUUGUCUCUCGUGCCUUACAGGGAAUGGGCGGUGGCAUCUUUCAACUCGUACAGAUCACUAUAUCCGACAUUGUUCCAUUGCAAGAGCGAGGCAAGUAUACUGGUCUCGUCGGCGCUACUUGGGGAAUAGCAAGUGUUAUCGGACCGUUAUUCGGCGGCAUUUUGACUGAUCAUGUAUCUUGGAGGUGGUGCUUCUGGAUCAAUUUACCAACUGGCGGCUUGGCUGGGGUUCUUUUAUUCUUUUUCUUAAAUUUAAAUCCGCACCAAGGAAGGCCGUUCCGCGACCAUAUCAGGGAGUUUGAUUUUGUUGGACUUCUUGUAAUCAUGGCAGGUGUUGUGUGUUUGCUUAUUGGUCUCAACUCGAGUGAAACGACGUGGAAAAAUCCCGAAACUAUUGCACUCCUUGCUGUGGGAGGCACAUUGCUCAUCAUCGGUGGGAUUAAUGAGAUUUUCACGAAGAAGUCCCCCAUUAUCCCUCCUCGUCUUUUCAAGACGCGUACGACUGGCUUUACAUUGGUUUCUGUCUUCUUGCAUGCUGUGCUAUUCUUUGCAGGUGUCUACCUUCCAAUGUACUACCAAGUUCUUGGCGCAUCGGCAACGGGUUCUGGCGUCAGAAUGCUUCCUUUCUCGUUAUGCUCUUCGGUCACGUCAUCGGUUUGUGGCAUCAUUGUGGCUCGCACAGGGUCCUACCGCCCUAUGAUGUGGUUCGGAUGGAUUGUCAUGACGCUUGGUUGGGGCCUCAUGAUCAUGCUGGAUAAUACGACCACUAUUGUAGCGCAAGAAGUCUACCCCCUUAUUGCUUCCCUCGGUAUCGGUUGCGUGUUCCAGACCCCGCUUAUUGCCAUACAGGCAGCCAUGCCUAUUAAGGACAUGGCCACCAGUACAGGCGCUUUUAUGUUCCUCCGAACUCUUGGGAGUACGGUGGGCAUGACGAUCGGGGAGACUAUCAUUUCCAGUGUCCUCCACCAGAAACUGCAGGGCAUCAAAGGCCUCACAAUCAACACCUCUGCCGCGGCUUUGAAUGGUAGCAUCAAGCAGAUUUCUUCCAUUUCUAAUCCAACAGUGCGUAACGAGGUCAUGCAUGCUUACACACAGUCUAUCAGCACGAUUUGGUUGGUCAGCACGCCGCUAUCUGCAUUCAGUUUCUUUCUAGUUCUCUUUAUUCGUGCCUACACGCUAAAGCGUACGGUCAUCCGCAGCGGCGAGAAGAACCUAGGAGACGCUGAGACGGGUGCUGAUCAAGCGGCUGCAGACGACUUGGUAGCCAUAGAGUUGGAGACUUUGGAGACUUUGGAGAAGCAUAAGAAACCGGCCUUCUUUGGUGAUGCCACUAGAUCAACAGAUUCAUUUGACGAUAUUGGCAAACGAAGGACGGAAGCAGAAGAUGAGGGGAAAGAUUCUCGCCUUGCAUCUCGGACAUAGAGGUGGGCGAAACCCGAUCAUACUUCAAAGCUUCAUACUAUGUAGAGAUCGAGACGUGGAAGGAUGUCUGGGUCAAUGCCUUGCGGAGUGUCAUUUCGACUGAAACAAUGGAUUCGGAGCAGGCUCUGGUCAAAGCGAUAAGCGGGUACCUUCCAGACCAUAUUCUCUAUGUAGAAGUUGGACGAUUCACCUUGGUCAGAGCGGACUGAUAUCGUAGGGUCAGACUCGCCAGACGUACGACGGAAUUCUGUAGAAACGAAGACCUGUUAAUAGCAUCCAAUAAUCGUCGAUACCAUAGGACUUGCAAAGCCUCGAUUAAAGGUGAAUGAAAAGCUUGCUACAA
Molecule: messenger RNA, 2312 nt
Organism: Suillus subaureus
Lineage: Eukaryota; Fungi; Basidiomycota; Agaricomycetes; Boletales; Suillaceae
Product: MFS general substrate transporter
Exons: 19
Coding region: 164-1969 (601 amino acids)
Biological process (GO): transmembrane transport
Molecular function (GO): transmembrane transporter activity
Source: RefSeq, a predicted model, not a curated record